UUCAGAUCUACGCCGGAAGGAGACUUGUGUGUUUGAAAGUGUACGUUGAAAAUGUAUAUAUAACCCUGUGCAUUGAGUGUGAAGUGAAAAUGGGGCAAACGUCUAGCAUAAGACAAGUUUCUGUCCAGAGCAGCUUGUAUCUUGGCUCUGAGGACAGAGAAAGUCAACACAGAGGAAGCAACCCUAGGCUUCCAAGUCAAUCUGAAGGAGAGGACACUGAAACCUAUUAUACCGGCUUGGAAGAAUUGGCCUCGACACCGAACGGAUCGCUAAAAAGUCAGAGAAAACACCUCAAAAACAAAACUUUUGCAGUUGAAAAUUGUUUUACAGACUGUAGCAUGGAAACAGUAUGUAGAAUCACUUCACGUCCGAUUGAGAAAGAGCGAUCCGGGCGUAGGAAGCAUAAGGAGAAACAAGCCAAAACUUCCGAGGGCAGCAAAUGUUUGACUGGUUGUAGCACUGAAAACCUGGAUCAAAACAUCUCAGGUACGAGUGAGAAACAGCAAACUGGAAGGAGGAAACAUAAGGAAACACAUCUAGAGGCCAAAACUUCAGAGGGUGGCAAAUGUUUUACAGAAAAUGGCACUGAAAAACUGGAUCAAACCACUUCAGUUACGAUUGAGAAGCAGCAAACCAGACCGCGAAAAAUUCGCAAAAGAGACCUAGAGGCCAAAACUUCAGAGGGUGGAAAAUGUUUGACAGAAAAUGGCACUGAAAAACUGGGUCAAAUCACUUCAGGUCCAAUUGAGAAAGAUCAAACCAGACGGAGGAAACAUAAGGAAACACAUCUAGAAGCCAAAACUUCGAAGGGUGGCAAAUGUUUUACCGAAAAUGGCACUGAAAAACUGGAUCAAACCACUUCAGUUACGACUGAGAAACAGCAAACAAGACCGCGAAAAAUUCGGAAAAGAGACCUAGAGGCCAAGACUUCAGAGGGUGGAGAAUGUUUGACAGAAAGAAGCACCGAAAAACAUGAUCAAAUCACUUCAGCUACGAUUGAAAAACAGCAAAACAGACGGAGGAAACAUAAGGAAACACAUCUAGAAGCCAAAACUUCAGAGGGUGGCAAAUGUUUUACCGAAAAUGGCACCGAAAAACUGGAUCAAACCACUUCAGGUACGACUGAGAAACAGCAAACCAGACCGCGAAAAAGUCAGAAAAGAGACCUAGAGGCCAAGACUUCAGAGGGUGGAGAAUGUUUGACAGAAAAUGGCACUGAAAAACAUCAAACCCCUUCAGUUACGACUGAGAAACAGCAAACAAGAUUGCGAAAAAGUCAGAAAAGAGACCUAGAGGCCAAGACUUCAGAGGGUGGAGAAUGUUUGACAGAAAGAAGCACCGAAAAACUGGAUCAAACCACUUCAGGUGCGAUUGAGAAGCAGCAAACCAGACCGCGAAAAAGUCAGAAAAGAGACCUAGAGGCCAAGACUUCAGAGGGUGGAGAAUGUUUGACAGAAAAUGGCACUGAAAAACAUCAAACCCCUUCAGUUACGACUGAGAAACAGCAAACAAGAUUGCGAAAAAGUCAGAAAAGAGACCUAGAGACCAAGACUUCAGAGGGUGGAGAAUGUUUGACAGAAAGAAGCACCGAAAAACAGGAUCAAAUCACUUCAGCUACGAUUGAAAAACAGCAAACCGGACGGAGGAAACAUAAGGAAAAACACCUAAAAUCCAAGACUUCAGAGGGUGGCAAAUGUUUGACAGAAGAUGGCACUGAAAGAAUGGAUCAAACCACUUCAGGUAUGAUUGAGAAGCAGCAAACCGGACAGAGAAAACGUAAGCACGAAAAGAGAGGAUUGCUAAAACUGGGAAAGCACCAAAAAGUCAUAUCUUCAGAAGAUAGGACAAAAAUUAACAGAGGUUUCAUAUCGAAGCAGGAAACAAUGCAGAAAGAACCUCAAGAUUUGGAUAACGCCAUGAUCAGAGGAGUAAGGCACCAGCAACAUAGUCAGGGAAUAGAGAGGUCUGACAAACUUAGACAAAUAAAGGACGCACUCAAAAACAUAGACAGACAAAUUGAACUAAUGGCGGCAUCUCGGAAACAGCUGGAAAUGUUAAAACGUUCAACUCCUUCUACAGAUGAAAUUGGACCAAUUAAAAGAAUGGCAACCCAAAUUCAGAAUAGACUGAAGGAGAGGCAUCAGCAAUGGGAGAACAAUAAAACCAACUUAGAUGAGGAGUUUCGUAAAAAGUUCCAGUUUUGGGAUUCGGUGCACACUCAAUCUAAAAAUAUGGUAGAAAACCUCAACAGUUUCAAGCAGUAUGUAGACUUAGUGCAAGCUCAGUUAAAAGAAACAGUUUGGGCCCUUUAUGAAGAAUCAAUGUCAUUAAAGAGGAAGAGAGCGUGUCUUGUAGACGUGCUAUUUGGAAAAAAAUACAACACGGAUUCAAACAGCACCUGGCGAUCCGCAUCAAUAAGAAACACCUAAAGAGGGAAUGGGCCCUGCCAUUUCAUCAGGGCCUUUGUCCAUAAAAAAGGGCUGAAGUCCUGCCCCCCCCGCCCCCACACACACACACACCCACACCCACACACCACCAACAACAACACCACCACCUCCCCCAAUCCAAGAUAUAAUUUUAAGUAACAAAAAAUAUUCCAACACAUUGCUGUUGGUGUGGGUUUUCUCUGGGAGCUCCAGUUUCCUCCCACAUGUCCCAUUUUUAGUUCUUUUGCAAAAUCUCAGUUUUGCACCUUUCACACACAGUAAAUUUGUCUGAGUAAAACUGACUCAAAUUGAAGAAAAUAAUUUUUGAGUGGGCACCCAAUGUCUGUUUCGGAGUACUUUUUCUUCCAUCUGAUUAAAUUUUACUCGGACAAAUUUUCUGUGCAUUAACUCCAUUAUAAUUUGCCAGUUUAAGUAUUUUCAUGAAUAAUUAAGAGAUAGUAGUUGAACGGCUGAACUUAAACAAUGAUUUAACCACGUUAAAAAGAAAUUAACGAGAAAUGUGAUUAUUCUUCAUUUGUUCACUUUUGUUCACUGUCAUUUGACAACCCUGAUUUUUUUUUUUUUUUUUUUUUUUUGUAGCUUAACCUUUGUUGUGCUUAAUGGUCUUUAAGUGAUGACUGGCAUAGUGUGAAGAGUGCUUGGAUGCUAGAAAGGGCGCAAAUUCACCAGUUCAACUCCCACAGACUGCCCUUUUGGGUCCCUGAGCACGAGCGGGACAGAUGUUGCGGCUGGCUGUGCCCUGCUAUGGAGCUCAGACAGAAGCAAGCGGGUGAGAGCGGAGCAAGAAACCGGGCAGACAGAGCACCCGACCCGGUUGCAGAAGUGGCGACUGGCCGGGCAAUUCUGACUGGAGCUACAAAAGGAGGACGAUUUAUGAAUGAUUUAACAGUCCCUUUAAUGGCUAAAUAAAAAACGGCUUUUCUCAAAGCCACCCACAAACCUCUAAAGAGCAUUCCUUGCUUCAUCCCUGUCAACAUUAACUUUUCCAUUUUGAUAAUAAAAAGCUUUGUCUUGCUCCUAAAUCUGAUAAAUUCUCACUAGGUGAUGCAAAUAAAAGUUGCAGCACCAGACACGUUAUAGUUAUCAAUAUUAC
Molecule: messenger RNA, 3540 nt
Organism: Fundulus heteroclitus (mummichog)
Lineage: Eukaryota; Metazoa; Chordata; Actinopteri; Cyprinodontiformes; Fundulidae
Product: auxilin-like protein 1
Exons: 2
Coding region: 90-2429 (779 amino acids)
Source: RefSeq, a predicted model, not a curated record